Molecule: messenger RNA, 766 nt
Organism: Camponotus floridanus (Florida carpenter ant)
Lineage: Eukaryota; Metazoa; Arthropoda; Insecta; Hymenoptera; Formicidae
Exons: 5
Coding region: 269-655 (128 amino acids)
Molecular function (GO): odorant binding
Source: RefSeq, a predicted model, not a curated record
UGAUAUUAAAUUAUCUCUACUCACUCUUACUCAUCCCAAUGAAUCAGUAAAUAAAUUCAAAAAGACAGUCUAUCAUACAUCAUUGUACCAACUAGACUUUAUAGGGAGUUCGUGAACUGUUCUGUUAUAUUCUCUUAACGAUCUUUAUUGUAUUCGAUAUUCUCAAUCCAUAUAAAUAUUGCUUACUUGGAUACAUCGUAGUGUAAAGAAAAAAGUCUUUCGUAUUAGACAGAAUUAAGUGAGACUCUUAAAAUAUUCGAAGAACAACAUGAUGAAGGUUCUCAUGCUCGUCGCGUAUGUGCUGAUCAUUGCUACUGUGGUCUAUACUCUUGACACCCAAACUGAACGGAAUAAAUUCUUCAAGGACUUCACAACAUGUGCCGAUGAAUUAAAUUCGUCCAGAGACUUCAAUCGUCAUGUGAUCAAGUGUAUGUUUGAAAAAAAUUUCUUGGUCGACGAACAAGGUAGAAUGAAGAAGGAUGAAAUUUUAAGAUACUUCGGUUAUAUCACGUCUUCACAGGAGGAGUUGCAAAAAAUUGCCUCUUGUAUCGAUCACGAAUUGGAUAAUCGAAAUGAAGAAAGCAAUGAUAAGAAAACUCUUGCAGCUAUAGACUGUUUCUUAUUCAAAUUAUCAAUAAUUACAAGACAUUUCUAAACAAAUAAUAAGCGAAAGAAAUUAUCAUAGAUUAUACAAAUCAUCAUAGAAAGAGAGAAAUGUAUCUAUAAAAAUCUAAAAAUGUAUCUAAUAAAAUGUCUCUAUAUUAAA